Messenger RNA from Argentina anserina (silverweed cinquefoil), 1537 nucleotides. RefSeq names its product GRAS family protein RAM1-like. The record is from RefSeq and is a predicted model, not a curated record. Gene Ontology annotation, molecular function: DNA-binding transcription factor activity; sequence-specific DNA binding. Gene Ontology annotation, cellular component: nucleus. Bases 19 to 1488 code for a protein of 489 amino acids. Gene Ontology annotation, biological process: regulation of DNA-templated transcription. NCBI's taxonomy places the organism in Eukaryota, Viridiplantae, Streptophyta, Magnoliopsida, Rosales, Rosaceae. The transcript has a single exon.
GAGAGUGAGAGAAGUAACAUGGAAGAUAUAGAUGAGGAGGGGGAUGAGGAGCUUUUGAAUCUCAGCCUUGCCAUUGUUACAAACUCAGCCCAUGAAAGAAUGAAAAAGAGAAAGAGAAGAGAUAAUAUUGAUAAUAGCGAUCUCAGUUCAUCAACAUAUGAAAGUAGUGACGGGAAGAUAUUCAGGCUACUGCAGAUGAGGGAACAAAUGCUAAAACUAGACCACAAGAAGAAAAGAGGAGGAAGAGGAGGUAACAACUGCUACAAUGAUAAUAACAUCUAUGAUCCUGUUGGUGAUGAAGAUGGUAAGGGCCUCCAAGUAAUCCGCAUGUUGCUCAUAACAGCCACUGCCGUUAAUGAAAACAAUGUGAGCUCAGCUCUGGAGAAUCUUGCAGAGUUAUACAAAAGUGUUUCCUUGUGCGGCGACUCAGUGCAACGAGUUGUGGCUUACUUUGCAGAUGUCUUGGCAGCGAGGCUUCUCACCCGAGAAUCGCCAUUCUACGACAUGAUUUCCAAAGAGCCAACGUAUGAAGAGGAGUUUGUAGCCUUUACUGCUCUAUACAAGGUUUCCCCCUACUACCAGUUUGCUCAUUUUACAGCCAACCAGGCCAUAAUUGAGGCAUUUGAGAAAGAGGAAGACAAGAACAACCGUUCCUUGCAUGUAAUCGACUUUGACGUUUCCUAUGGUUUUCAGUGGCCUUCACUAAUACAAUCUCUUUCCGAAAAGGGAAGCAGUGGUAGUGAGAUAUCCCUCAAGAUUACGGGAUUUGGAAGAAGCUUAGAUGAACUGCGAGAGACGGAGAACAGAUUGCUUCAUUUUUCCAAGGGAUGUCGCAACCUCGUUUUUGAGUUCCAAGGGUUGUUGCAUGGUUCAAACCUCAUAAACUUGAGGAGGAAGCGAAAUGAAACCAUUGCGGUGAAUUUAGUUUUCCAUUUGAACAGCUUGAACAAUAAUAUGAAGAUAUCUGACUCAUUAAAGUCUGUACAUUUACUUAACCCUUCUAUUGUAAUGUUGGUUGAACAAGAAGGUAGCAGAAGCCCUCGAAGUUUCUUGUCGAGAUUCAUGGAGUCUUUGCAUUAUUUCGCAGCCAUGUUUGAUUCUUUAGAUGAUUGCUUGCCGCUAGAGAGCGCGGAGAGGCUGAACAUUGAGAAGAACCAUCUGGGGAAGGAGAUCAAAAGCAUGCUCAACUACGAAAAUAUUAAGGAGGAUCAUCGAAAAACCGAAAAGUCGACGGAGACAUGGAAGGCGAGGAUGGAGAGUCAUGGUUUUGAAGGAAUUAAUUUAAGCUCCAAGUCCAAAAUCCAAGCAAGACUACUCUUGAAGAUUAGAACCCAUUAUUCUCCCCUUCAGUUUGAAGAAGAGAGUAGUACUAGUACUGCAGCAGGCUUCAGGGUCUUUGAGAGAGAUGAUGGAAGGACACUUUCUUUAGGAUGGCAAGAUAGGUAUCUGCUUACAGUUUCUGCAUGGCACUGUCACUGUGUAUCAUAAUUAUAUACAUAUAGACAUACGUAUUCUCUCUCGUAUAGCAUAGCUAACA